CGAGGGAGCGCGGGAGGGGCGCGGGGACGGCGCGAGAGCGCCCCGCCACUCCGGCCUGAGCGGGGCCCCGGGCCGGCCGGCCUGCCUCGCCAUGCAGCCCCCGAGGUAGAGCCUGGACGGCGCCGAGGAGCGCGGAGCGGCGCGCAGCCGGCUUGCCCGCCCGCCAGCCCGAGACGGCCGUCCGGCCUCGCGCCCGCCUUUUCCCUCCAGCCCGGACCCCCCUGAAAUAUGUUCAGGGGCGCUUGGAUGUGGCCCGGGAAAGACGCCGCCGCGCUGACUAUCUGCUGCUGCUGCUGCUGGGCUCCCAGGCCGAGCGACAAACCUUGCGCCGACUCCGAGCGGGCGCAGCGAUGGCGACUGUCCCUGGCGUCCCUGCUCUUCUUCACCGUGCUGCUCGCUGACCAUCUGUGGCUGUGCGCGGGGGCCCGGCCCCGGGCCAGGGAGCUGAGCAGCGCCAUGCGGCCGCCCUGGGGGGCCGGCCGGGAGCGGCAGCCGGUGCCUCCUCGCGCGGUGCUGCCGCCGCCGCCGCAGCCGCCCGGCCAGCCCAGCGCGCCCCCAGGCACCUGCGGCCCGCGAUACAGCAACCUGACCAAAGCCGCCCCCGCCGCCGGUCCCGGGCCGGACUGCGGCGGCGUCCCAGAACCCACGGGGCUGGACGCAGCUUGCACCAAAUUGCAAUCUUUGCAGAGACUUUUCGAACCGACCACCCCAGCGCCCCCUCUACGGCCCCCCGACUCCCCUUCCCGUGCCCCGGCCGAGUUCCCCACCGCCAAAAAAAACUUGCUCAAAGGCCACUUUCGGAACUUCACUCUUUCCUUUUGCGACACCUACACGGUCUGGGACUUGCUGCUGGGCAUGGACCGCCCCGACAGCCUGGACUGCAGCCUGGACACCCUGCUGGGGGACCUGCUGGCCGUGGUGGCUAGCCCGGGCUCCGGGGCCUGGGAGGUGUGUAGCAACUGUAUCGAGGCGUACCAGCGGCUCGACCGACAUGCUCAGGAAAAAUAUGACGAGUUCGACCUCGUGCUGCAUAAAUACUUACAGGCAGAAGAGUACUCAAUCCGGUCCUGCACGAAAGGCUGUAAGGCUGUCUACAAGGCCUGGCUGUGCUCAGAAUACUUCAGCGUGACCCAGCAGGAAUGCCAGCGCUGGGUGCCCUGCAAGCAAUACUGCCUGGAGGUGCAGACCCGGUGCCCCUUUAUCCUCCCUGACAAUGAGGAAAUGGUGUACGGAGGGCUCCCUGGCUUUAUCUGUACAGGGUUGCUGGAUACUUCGCCAAAGCGGCCGGAAGCCAAGUGCUGUGACGUGCAGUGGGUCUCCUGUGAGUCGGAGAAGAAGAAGUUCAAGGAGUCUGAAGCCCCCAAAACCCACCACCAGCAAUUCCACCACUCUUACUUCCACCACUACCACCAACAGUACCCCCACUACCACCCCCGCCACGACCCCCCAGGCCGCCUCAGCCGCAAGUCCUCCCUGCUGCCGGUCUCUGGGGGCUCCCGCCUCAGUCCCAGCAGGAUCCGGCUCUACGUCCUUGUUCUCAUGCUCCUCCAUACCAUGGUGUCCUUCUCCAGCGGCCAGGGUGGUGGGGGACCGGGCCUGGAGGCACUGCCUGCCCUAGACGAGGGCCUGACUCGGGAAGAGUGACAGCAAGGAGGGAGAUCAGACCUCCACCACACACCGACAUCAGCUCCAGCGCCCCCCUCAGGGGGAGGGGGAGGGGGCCCCUCCCGUGGGAGGUGUAGAACCAGGUGGGGGGCGGGGGAAAUGGGGCAAUCACACAUCGCCCCCUACCAACCCCCACUCCAAAAGCAGCUCCAACAGAACCGCCAGAGGGCCUCAGGGAGCUGCAAAACUCACUGGGAGAAAAAGGCAGGAGCAGCAGGUGCCCCCCUCCCAGGCCCCCAUCUAUGGGGCUUAGCCAAAAAAAAAGGGGGAGAGUGGGGGGUGGAAAUGCCCACCGCCACUGAGAGCCCUGACCCCAAGGAAGGAGGCUGCUUACCCAGCCUUGGCCCUUCAGGGAAUGUUGGGGGGCACAGAGGGGAGAAGCUCUUUCCCCCCUCCGCAUUCCUUUUGUUGCCACGAUCCUUAAUUCCCUCCUGCCCAUACCCCUACAGGCAACGGCAGACGAUGCAGCGGCCCUCCUCCCGCUCCAGCGCACCUUGUCCCAUGUGGGGCCGCCACAGGGAAGGGCCAGGCUGGGACAUGAGGUGUACACAGUUGCAGCUAGGUCAGGGCCCCAGUUAAGCUGUGCCCCAGCACCCUAGGCGAUGAGGUAUAGGAACGGGGUGCAGAAUGAGUGGCGGGAGAGAGUGGAGAUGAUAGGGAAGAGGGAGAGGAGAGGAGAGAGGUGGGCAGAGGGCUUAGAGAGAUGGCUGAAUGGGCUGUCACCACCUGGCUUUGGGGAGGCAGAUGAUCAGUGUUGAGGCAGGCUCGAGGACACGUCCCCAAAUCAGAAAGGGUUGCGUAAGGAGCCCUCUGGAGAAGGAGCACAGGGACUGCCGCUGUCCGAAGGGCCAUAUCUUACAGAAGGUGCACAUACUCCCAAGGGCCACUCUUGCCCUGGAGAUCUUGGCCUUGGGGCCAAAGAUGUUUCCAUUUCUGAUCUCCAUGGGGAGGAGGGACUUAAGCCCAAGAGGGUCAGGCCUGGCCUGGGUCCCCAGACUCCCCCAUCUCGUCCUAGCCCAGGCCUCCAUGAAGGAAACCUUGGUGGCGUUGCCCCAGAGCUUUCCAGAGAUGAGCCUCCCCCAUCCCCAGCCUGUCCCCGUCCCCAGCCUACCAAAGAGUAUUCAUCCCUUCUCAUCCCUGACCCCAUGGGUUACUAUCCCAAUUGUGGAACCACCAGACUGCUCCUCACCCUGUAGCAGGUCCCCUAAUCCAGCCACCCCUGCCCCUAGCUGGAGAAAGUCCAGAAACUGGCAAGAGGACCCGCUAAAUAAAGACGAUGUGCUGUGGUCCCUUGGUUGAGAGACUUGAAGUGUUUAGUCAGGCUAGAGAGCUGCACGAGAGAAGAGGCCUGGAGAGCCCCUUGGGGGCCAUUAGCCUUGUGCUGAUCUCCUAGGAGUGGGAGGCCACAUGGCCUGGGAUAUCUACAAGCCAAUAGGAGCAGACGAGAAAGGAAGCCACAACUGUGUUCCUGGGACAGGCCAAGCGGCUUUCAGUUCCAGAAGGGCCUGUGUCCUGGGAUGCAAUGCCAGUGAGUUAAGGGGAGGGGUGGGCUUGGAGCUGCAU
Balaenoptera ricei (Rice's whale) is the source of this 3228-nucleotide messenger RNA. RefSeq names its product NALCN channel auxiliary factor 2 (gene NALF2). The coding region runs from base 229 to 1644 and encodes 471 amino acids. The record is from RefSeq and is a predicted model, not a curated record. Gene Ontology annotation, cellular component: plasma membrane. Gene Ontology annotation, biological process: calcium ion import across plasma membrane. NCBI's taxonomy places the organism in Eukaryota, Metazoa, Chordata, Mammalia, Artiodactyla, Balaenopteridae. Gene Ontology annotation, molecular function: stretch-activated, monoatomic cation-selective, calcium channel activity. The transcript has 3 exons.